AUGUCCCAUCGUCGCAGAGGAGUGGGAGUGGGCCGAAGUGGUGCUGCCAAGAAGCAGUUUGCCAAAAAGGCGGAUGAAAUGAAGGCCACUUCGCUGCAAUCGGCAUUGGAUACCGUGGAAAAAUUACGAGUCAAACUGCAAGAGUUUGCCAAAGACCAUCAAACGGAAAUUCAAGACGAUCCGGCCUUUCGGCAGCAAUUUUUGCAAAUGUGUGCUCCUCUCGGUGUCGACCCGUUAGUGUCGCGGAGGUCCUUUUGGUCCAAGACAUUGGGAGUUGGCAUGGGAGACUAUUAUUUCGAACUCGCCGUCAAAAUUGCCGAAGUCUGCUUUGCCACCCGGUCCAAGAAUGGUGGCAUUAUUGCCGUUUCGGAAAUCCAAGAGAUAUUGAGUCGCAACAAGAAGAAAAAGGUGCACAAGGGUGACAUCCCCAUUGCCGUUAACAAAUUGAAGUCUCUGGGUGGAGGAUUUCGAAUCAUGGAGAUUGGAACCACUUCCAUGAUUGUUUCGGUGCCCACGGAACUGGAUUCGGAUCAUGUCCAAGUAUUUUCACUGGCGGAAAGUGGAGAAGGUUGUAUUACUACUGAUGACAUUGCUACACAGUUGGGCUGGAAUCAGGAACGGGCGGAUCGAGUCAUGAAACUAUUGCUUUCGGAAGGAAUGGCCUGGGAAGACAAGUAUCAUGGUGUAUCAUUUUAUUGGUUUCCGAGUGUUUGGAAAGAGCAACGUCAAGCUGAAUUGUUGUCCUAA
Molecule: messenger RNA, 747 nt
Organism: Cylindrotheca closterium
Lineage: Eukaryota; Bacillariophyta; Bacillariophyceae; Bacillariales; Bacillariaceae
Source: the annotation of a GenBank genome assembly